Molecule: messenger RNA, 2119 nt
Organism: Fukomys damarensis (Damara mole-rat)
Lineage: Eukaryota; Metazoa; Chordata; Mammalia; Rodentia; Bathyergidae
Gene: Ppp1r8
Product: protein phosphatase 1 regulatory subunit 8
Exons: 7
Coding region: 42-1097 (351 amino acids)
Cellular component (GO): nuclear speck
Molecular function (GO): protein binding; protein serine/threonine phosphatase inhibitor activity; mRNA binding
Source: RefSeq, a predicted model, not a curated record
GGCGUGCUUCGGGCCCGCCAAAUGGGAGGGGGAGACGCAAGAUGGCGGCAGCCGCGAACUCCGGCUCUAGCCUCCCGCUUUUCGACUGCCCGACCUGGGCAGGUAAACCCCCACCUGGUUUACAUCUGGACGUAGUCAAAGGAGACAAACUAAUUGAGAAACUGAUUAUUGAUGAGAAGAAGUAUUACUUAUUUGGGAGAAACCCUGACUUGUGUGACUUUACCAUUGAUCACCAGUCUUGCUCUCGGGUCCACGCUGCACUGGUUUACCACAAGCAUUUGAAGAGAGUUUUCCUGAUAGAUCUCAACAGUACACAUGGCACUUUCUUAGGUCACAUUCGGUUGGAACCUCACAAGCCUCAGCAAAUUCCCAUUGACUCCACGGUCUCAUUUGGUGCAUCCACAAGGGCGUACACUCUGCGUGAGAAGCCUCAGACACUGCCAUCAGCUGUGAAAGGAGAUGAGAAGAUGGGUGGAGAAGAUGAUGAACUCAAGGGCUUACUGGGGCUUCCAGAGGAGGAAACUGAGCUCGAUAACCUGACAGAGUUUAACACUGCCCACAACAAGCGGAUUUCUACCCUUACUAUAGAGGAGGGGAAUCUGGACAUUCAGAGACCAAAGAGGAAGCGGAAGAACUCACGGGUGACUUUCAGUGAGGAUGAUGAGAUCAUCAAUCCAGAGGAUGUGGAUCCCUCAGUUGGUCGCUUCCGGAACAUGGUGCAAACUGCAGUGGUCCCAGUCAAGAAGAAGCGGGUAGAAGGCCCUGGCUCCCUGGGCCUGGAGGAAUCAGGAAGCAGGCGCAUACAGAACUUUGCCUUCAGUGGAGGACUCUACGGGGGCCUGCCCCCCACGCACAGUGAAGCAGGCUCCCAGCCACAUGGCAUCCACGGGACAGCACUCAUUGGCGGCUUGCCCAUGCCAUACCCGAACCUCGCCCCUGACGUGGACUUGACUCCUGUCGUGCCAUCAGCAGUGAACAUGAACCCCACACCAAACCCUGCAGUCUUUAACCCUGAAGCCGUUAAUGAACCCAAGAAGAAGAAAUAUGCAAAAGAGGCUUGGCCGGGCAAGAAGCCCACACCUUCCUUACUGAUUUGAUAUUUUUGGUCAUGGAAAAGGGUGGGAGUGGGUGGGAGUGGGGUGGAAGGGUGACGAGGGAGCUGAUGUACUAGGGAGAAAAACUUUCCACGUGUGCAGUAUCGUCUUUCAGAGUGUCUCCUGGGGUCCUGACCAUGUAUAUUAGACUGGGGUGGGCUGAAAUACCCCACGAAGCUGUCUUCACAACACUGCUGGUGCAGAGAAAGGUUUGGUAGGUUGUUUUAAGUAGACCGCUCUGGCUCUUUCCCAGGCUUCCACUGCCUCCUGAUCCUUCCCCCUCUCUCCAGUAUCAUUUUUAUGUGAUGUCGCAUAGCCCAGGUAGAACCCAAAGCUGUGGAGGUGGCAGUAGCCUCUCCAGUUUUGGGGAUCCGGCAGCCUCAUUUACAUUUUACUACCAUUGCAAAUCCCAGGUAGCAAAAGGGUUGCCAUGGAUCCCACACUGAUAAAAAAGGGUUAGCAUUCUCAAGUUAAGCUAAGGUUUAAACUAAAAAAUGUUUUCUUGAGUCAGUGUUGGGUUUUUUUGAGGGGGUACUGGGGAUCGAACUCAGGUCCUUGCACUUGCCGGGCAGGUGCAGCCCCACUGGGCUACAUCCCCAGUCUGAGUCAGUGGUUUUGAGGUCCAAUAGUUAGGCUUUCUUUUGUCCUUUCUGUUGGAAGGAGGACAUUUUGAUUUGCCUUUGUCUAUGACCAGUGCAGGUGUAUAGUUUUUAACUUGCAGUAUACUGUUUAACUUUACCUAUUUUCUUGUCAAACCUCAGCCCUCCACUUACCUCAGUUUCUCAGUUCCAGAGUACUGUCCUCUACUCUGCGGCAUUACUUUGCUUUUUCAGUGUGUCAUGAAGGCAGUUUUUUUCAGGAUAUGACCAAUUAGGGAAAUUCAAAUUAAAAAGAAAAUGUUUUACUCUGUGAGCAGUUAAUGUCUCUUGGGGGACAUUUUUACCUGUUGGUGUGGAGGCUCUUCCCCCUCAGUUGAGAGCUCUGCUUCCUUGGAGCUCCCAGCGUAGACCUAGCUGACAAACAGG